Molecule: messenger RNA, 2691 nt
Organism: Pungitius pungitius (ninespine stickleback)
Lineage: Eukaryota; Metazoa; Chordata; Actinopteri; Perciformes; Gasterosteidae
Gene: fblim1
Product: filamin binding LIM protein 1
Exons: 8
Coding region: 897-2081 (394 amino acids)
Biological process (GO): cell-cell adhesion
Cellular component (GO): stress fiber; focal adhesion
Molecular function (GO): filamin binding
Source: RefSeq, a predicted model, not a curated record
AUACACCAGUAUCUCCGCUUGCACAAUGCCCUGAUUCAUUGCACCGUAAUGCUGCAGCUCCUUUAUGGCUGCUUUCAACCAUAGAAGCUCCAUCAGCAGAGCCUGAAGUCCAGCACAUGCUAUCAGACGUCAGAGGGGCACAAAUGGAAGCAAUGCUAGGAGACACUGAUAGUGAGUCAAGGCUAAAGUGAUAUAAUGUAGUGGGGGAAGGGAAGGGUCUUAAAGAGGGAGAGAAAAAAGGAGGCAGACUCAAUGAGGGAGGUAGGGAAAAUAAAGCUGACUGAACAAUGAGGCAGAGCUGCAUGGGAGAGGAAAAGAGGACAGUUUGAGAUAGUUGCUGGAAAAAAGGCAGGUACAGUCACAUCCUGCUAGGCAUUCAAAAACAUGAAGGAGGGGGAGGUCUAAAUGAGUCUAUUUAUGGAAAAAGAUCUCACAAUAUUAUAGUUAAAGGUUUGCUUUGGAUUAGUUUUCCCAACUGACUUGCACGGCUUUGGUUGUGUGUCUAUGUGCAUGCAUGCCCUCUUGUUUGUGUGUGGGUGAAUGCCUGCCAGGUUUUCAUAGUGGAUGCAUGUGUCAUGUUUUUUUUACUGCACUUUUCCCGAGAUUAACUCUUCACCUUUUACGGUUGGGAGGAAGGUGGUAUUGUCAGUCAGCUUGAGAAGGAGGAGGAGUCGACUGAGGAGAGAGUCCGGGAGGAAGGCGCUAAAGGAAAAGGAGUGGCCUUCUGCCGAUAAUCGCCCUCUCUAGCUGAGCAAAGCCUUCUCUCAGUGGCAGCUUACAGUAAGGAAAACACAGCAGAAGUUUUGAGAUACGGCGCAGGACGGCAGAAAGAGCAAAAGACUGAGCUGUCUUCAAACCACAUUUUCUCACAGGUUGCAUGUGGGAUUCAUAAAGCCAUGGCAUCAGCAGCUCUACCAAAAAGGGUGGUGUCCUCAGUCUUCAUCACUCUGGCUGCCCCUCAUCGAGCCACAGUGACACAGCAGCCCGUCCUCCAGGCUCACGGUGGUGCCGUCAGAGACCAGCCGCACACUGCUGUGCGAGUUAGCCCCAGUGGCCCCCACGCCGUCAGACCCAAGGGGGAGGACCACCAGCAGGCCGAGGGUUACGGCAGGGGAGACAGCAGAGACCCACCCGUCUGUACGGGGGCCGCGGCCAGAACGUCAGACUCUCGGAGACCCAAACCUGCCCAGACCGGACCCAGCAGAGGAAAGCUGCAAGGAGACGACAGAGGCGCUGAAGAUGUCUUCUCUGCUCCUCUUCCUCCUCCUCCUGCUGCUGCUGCUGCACAGUCUUCAUCUCAGGGAACAUUGCUCUCUAAAGAAUCAGCUCUUCCACCACCUCCUCCGGCCCAGAAGCCUCUCUCCCCCCCCCUGACCCAAAGACGGCCGCCAGUUUACGACAAAGAGGUGGAAACAAGCACACCAUCUAGUGGGUUAAAGCAAGAUGAACAAUCCCACCGGAUCCAUAAAAAUGGCCAAGACACGAGCAGGGAGAGUAGAGAGGUGUGUGGCUUCUGUCGGAAACCUGUGGCUCCUUCUGAACCUGUGAUCGAGGCCUUAAACAGGACGUACCAUGACGGUUGUUUCCAGUGUCGAUCCUGUCACCUUCCCCUGGCCGGUAAACAGUACUACAACAAGGCGGGCAUCCCACUGUGUGACGACUGCUACCAGGCGAGCCUGGAACUUUGCUGGGCGUGUGGGGAGGUCAUCACAGACCAUGUGAUCCGUGCACUGGAGCGGGCAUACCACCUCUCUUGUUUCACCUGUGCAACCUGUAAGCAGCAAAUUGGGGAUAAGGCUUUUGCUCAGGGAGAAGUUGGAGAAGUUUAUUGCCUCCAUGACUAUUACAGGAAGUAUGCUCCCAAGUGUAACGCCUGCCAACAGCUUAUCAUUCCAAAAGAAGAUGGUACUGACAGCUAUAAUGUCGAAUGCCUGGGACACUCGUACCACGAGAACUGCUACAGGUGUGAGAUCUGUGUUAUCCAGCUUUCCCCUGAACCAAAUGAACAUGGCUGCUAUCCUUUAGAGGGGAAGCUGCUUUGCAAAUCUUGCCAUCUGAGUUUGGUUUCUGGGCAGCACUGACAGUGACCUUACAUCCCGAGAUCCACACUCAAAGAGAUGGGAGACUUUGCAUGGGCAAUGUGACUCUAGAAUAACAAUCUUCUUCCAAUACAACAAUAAUGGCAUAUGGCUUGUUCUUUUCAUUUUUUAAAACAAUAUAUCAUGCUCAUUUUAUUCUUUUAUACUUGAUCAUUUUGCACUCAAUAAACAACCAAAUGCACCAAAUAUAUUUAUUCAAAAAACAUUGUGAAAAUGUAUGGCGAGCAUUAUUUGUAUUCUUGUAAUCUCAAACAGUAAACUGUUUCUCAAUCACAUUAACCAUUUAUAUAGAAAUAAACAUUUAUAAAAGUAAACUAAUAUAUUGUAUCUUGAGGUAACAUACCUGUUGUUAAAUUACACAAACACUAUCAAUAUAUGUAUGAAAAAGUUGACUACAGAUUUAUAAAUAAUGUGUAACAGUAAUAAUGACUAUGAUGGUACUUCAAAAAGCACUCAUUAUGAACCAAAAUUAGAGGCUUCUUUAGAUGUGAACACAUAGAGAUCUUCAGUGGAACAGGGGCCUAUAUUGACUAUUUUUGCCUCAACAAUAGAACAAUUCACAAUGAUUUGACAUUAAAACAUUGAAGUCUGA